This is a messenger RNA of Ambispora leptoticha, 681 nucleotides long. The record is from the annotation of a GenBank genome assembly. Lineage: Eukaryota; Fungi; Glomeromycota; Glomeromycetes; Archaeosporales; Ambisporaceae.
AUGGAAAAUUCUUACUAUAUAUUUAAAGAUGACAUUACUGGACAAGAAAGAGACUUUAUUGAUGGUCUCAUAAAAAUAUAUAAUGAAACUACAUACCUUGGAUGGGAUGCGAAAAUAAAAUAUGAAAUCGAUAAAUACCAAAUCACAUAUCAACGAACAAGAGAAGAAUCAUUUCAACUUCUUAAAUCUUUAUUUUCUUCCCCAUUAUCCAAAAAAGAUGCUAUUCAUGCAAGUCUUCUCGGAUUCUGUUAUCAUUACGGAGUCGGAACAAAACCUAACAAAGAGCUUGCACUCAACUACUACAAAAUAGCUGGCGACUUAAAAGACGGCUUUGCAUUAGCACAAUUCGGAACACACCAAAAAAAAAGAAAGUAUUCUCCUACAAAUAAAGCAUAUUAUUUAAAGAAUGCAGCAGCGACAGGACAUCCACAUGGUGUUUUUAAUUUUUCGUUUUAUCAAAGUAAAAGAGAAAUGUCUUUGAUAGUUCGAAAGCUAGCUGAGAAAGAUUAUUUACCGGCUAUUUACAGAUAUGUUCGAGCCUUGCAUUCAGGAAACGAUUGUAACAGGGAUUUACAUCAAGCGCUCAGAUAUGCUGUAAGGUUUCAUCGUGUUUCGAGCAUUGAAGGAGAAGAAUAUAAUUUCACAUUUAUAUUUCGAUUACCUAGAAAGUUUUUUUAUUGA